Podospora pseudopauciseta is the source of this 1206-nucleotide messenger RNA. RefSeq lists its product as uncharacterized. NCBI's taxonomy places the organism in Eukaryota, Fungi, Ascomycota, Sordariomycetes, Sordariales, Podosporaceae. The transcript has 2 exons. Bases 1 to 1206 code for a protein of 401 amino acids. Gene Ontology annotation, molecular function: zinc ion binding; DNA-binding transcription factor activity, RNA polymerase II-specific. Gene Ontology annotation, biological process: regulation of DNA-templated transcription. The record is from RefSeq and is a predicted model, not a curated record.
AUGGAUGACGACAGCGAUGGUCAUACCAGGUGGCCUGCCUGCCACCGGUGUCACAGUUCCAAAUUGCGCUGCAGGAGGGCUCCCAACCAGAGAGCAUGCAACCGGUGCAUCCGGGCCCAGGCCGAAUGCUCCCCUCGUCCCUCGCGGCGGGGCCAGCAGGUUGCGAGUACGACGGCGAAUCUAAACAAUGCCGUUUAUCCAACCCAAGGGACGGGCUCCACUCUGCCGGUCAUGGAUCUAAGCAUGGGCGGCACUACCAGCUCAACAACACCGCCUGAUAAUAUCAAGGCAUUGGACUCGUCCAGUCUUGGCACUCUCGAUACACUCGACUCACGUAUGCUCCAGGCCAUGGACUCGUGGCCACGGCUGAGCGGAUCUGACAUUUCCUCCCCUAUCAAUCCGCUAUUGUACCAAGAUUUCUUCCAUCUCACAGAGGUGCCGACGGCAUUGGGCGGCAAGCCUCAGCUGGGUGGGCUCCAGAAUGCCUCGGCGAGUGAAGCUGAGGGGAGCCAGGCGAGCCAAAUUGACCGCACAAUGAACGAUAGCGAACAAGCACUUGGGCACCGACAAAGCCGGACAACCGGCCUGGAUGCUCGGGUCCACGAGCUCGCCCGCCUCAACAUUCUUCUGGUGAGUCAGCAGGAAGCAACGGCAGAGUCCAUCCACGCACUGCGGGCGUCGCCAGAAGCCCAGGCGUAUGGCGGCCGCCAGAGUGAUUGCUUGAACUUGGAGGAAACGCUGCGGAUAGCGCUCCAGCUGCUUAGUAUCCUCCGCCAGUCGGCGCCGGCCCAUGAUCCGGCGACGGCCCUGCUCUUCCUCUCGUGCUAUUCGCGCCUGGCAGCCAUCUUCCGCAACGUGUUCGAGUGCCUCCAGCGGAUUCUCGACGAGGGCAGCACCAUCUCGCAGACGCCGCUGUCUCGCCUGUUCCCCCGCGUGCAGCUGGGGUCAGUCUGUCUCGGCGACGGGAGCGAGCGGCUGCAGGCCGAGAUGGUGCUCGAUGCUUCCGAGCGUGUCUUUAUCGACAUCUCGAUGAAGAUUGAACUAAGAUUCACCGAGAAGGACCCCACAUCUUCUGGGGGGCAGGAAGCAGAGUCUCAGUGGCCCACCUUUGGCAUGUUGGAUGAAGGUAUUCGCAUUGUGCCCGCGGAGCGCUCGGUGGUGACGGGACUUGUAGACAAGCUUAGAAGCGCAUUGAAGCAAUAUUAG